Molecule: messenger RNA, 4860 nt
Organism: Centruroides sculpturatus (bark scorpion)
Lineage: Eukaryota; Metazoa; Arthropoda; Arachnida; Scorpiones; Buthidae
Product: sodium/hydrogen exchanger 2-like
Exons: 26
Coding region: 1131-3626 (831 amino acids)
Biological process (GO): sodium ion transport; regulation of pH; proton transmembrane transport
Cellular component (GO): membrane
Molecular function (GO): sodium:proton antiporter activity
Source: RefSeq, a predicted model, not a curated record
GUUUAUUGGUUUCGAAAGUGUGUUUUUGGAGCUCUUAAUUGAAUGAUUGGAGGAUAAACCAUUUACAGGAGUAUUAGAAAAAUUCUUCUGGACAUUCUCUUUGAAUAAUAAUAGCACUGAAGAAUAUGGUACAUAUAAGAAGUUUACAGAAAUUAUGGGGCAUACCGCGUGUCCUAGACGAGAAAACAGAAAAAUUGAGGCACAUAUCGGAAGCAAUGCUGAAAAUCCUGAGCCACAUAGUGGAGAGAAAUUCACAAAGAUCUGAGGCACAUAUUGGAGAGAAGUUCACAAAGUUCUGAGGCACAUAUUGGAGAGAAGUUCACAAAGUUCUGAGGCACAUAUUGGAGAGAAAUUCACAAAUAUCUGAGGCACAUAUUAGAGAGAAAUUCACAAAGAUCUGAGGCACAUAUUGGCGAGAAAAGGAUGAAAAUCCGAAGCACAUAUUAAAGAGAAAUCUUCAGACUAGAGACACAUGUUAGAAAUUCACAGAGGUCUGAGGCACAGUUGAAAAUAAAUUCAGAAAACUUUGAGGCACGUAUUGAAAUCGAGAUGCACAUCGUAAAGAAAAAAAUGCAAAAGAAUAACAGACAUAACUUAAAAAUCUGAAGUACAUUUUGAUAAAAUAGCACAAUACGACACACAUCUCAGUAGAAAAAUACAAAACGUUAGGACACAGAAAAAAAUGCGAAACAAUUCAAUACGAGAAUAUCUCCGAUAGAGUAUCAUUAAAAAUAAAUAAAUUAGCAAAUAAUAUGUUUUAUAAACAAUUCGCGGACUUAAAUGACUUUUUUUGGAGGUAACCGAACUUUAAUGCACCUGGCGAAGAAUUCGAAACGACCAAUGACAUUCGCUCCCACGAGAAAUUUUAGCCAUUAGAUUGGUGGGUGCCAAAUUCUGUCGCAAGAGCAUAUUGUCACGAAGCUCGCCAGUUAUUCUAAAGGAGUUAUAAAUAUAGUUUGUAAAGGUCUGACCUUCAUUCGGCGAAUGCGAUGAAACUGUUUAGCGCAGCUUCAAUUCAAUGAAUGUUGUUUGUGUUAGCGUUGCUCCGUUUCGUGGCGACCUUCAUUACUUAAUUCCUCAUUUAACCUAAUUAUUUCAAGUGGACGCAACGUAAGUAUAAUGGUAGCGAGAUGUUGCGCUUCAAGGUGUUGAUCUUUACCUUGCUAACAGCUGCACAAGUGUCGGCUAAUCUUACAUCCUUCCAUCUCAAAGAUAAUUUAAGAGCACAAGUGAAAUCAAGUGAUGUCAAUUCGUCCGAGACCAAGAUCCAAGUGGGAAACGAUGGAAACAGUAAACAGAAAAGUGGAGGUAUUCACGUGGCCACAUGGAGAUGGGAUUACGUCGAAGAUCCUUUCAUCUACACCACUUUUGUUAUCAUUGCUGGAAUGUGUAAAAUAGGUUUUCAUCAUGCGGAUUUCCUUUCUUCUAUAAUUCCAGAAUCGUGCUUGCUUAUUAUGUUGGGAACGGCAGUAGGAACGAUCGUUUAUUUUACAGGAUCCGAAGUAGUUCCAACUUUCAAUUCGGAUACUUUCUUCCUUUAUUUACUUCCUCCGAUAGUUUUAGAUUCCGCUUACUCUCUUCAUGACCGUGCCUUUUUUAGUAACUUAGGAACAGUUCUACUUUAUGCGGUUUUGGGUACACUGCUAAAUUGUUUUCUAAUAGGACCUACUUUAUUUGGAUUAUGGAAAGUGGGUGCAUUUCGCGCAUUGAAUUUAGGAGCUAUCGAGUGCCUUAUAUUCAGUGCUCUGAUAUCAGCAGUGGACCCCGUUGCUGUGUUAGCUAUAUUUCAAGAAGUCGGAGUAAAUAAAUCCUUAUACUUUCUGGUAUUUGGUGAAUCGUUACUAAACGAUGCUGUUACAGUUGUAUUAUAUACAAUGAUGGUUGCUCUAUCGACUAGCGAGAAAAUUACUGCAGAACAGAUAGGAUUAGGUGUAGCGACUUUCUUAUGUGUCAGUUUCGGUGCAUUGUCUAUAGGAAUUAUUAUGGGAUUGCUGACUGCAAUUGUAACUAAAUACACCACAAAUGUAAGAGUUGUGGAGCCAUUGGCUAUGUUGGGAAUUGCAUAUUUAUCGUAUCUUUUGGCAGAAAUGGUCCAUUUUUCGGGAAUAAUUAGCAUAAUAGCGUGCGGUAUAGUACAAGCCCAAUACGCCAGACGUAAUAUAUCCGAAAAGUCUUCCAUAACAGUAAAAUACUUCAGCAAAAUGCUGAGUGCUAUAUGUGAUACAAUUAUAUUCCUGUUCCUGGGGAUGGUGUUAAUAAAUGACGAACACGAGUGGCAUACGGGAUUCGUUUUUUCAGCCGCAGCCCUGUGCUUUAUCUAUCGUUUCGGGAGCGUUUUCUUACUUACUCACAUCGCUAACAGCUUAGAAAGGGUUCGUCCAAUUAAUAUGGAAGAGCAAUUCAUUAUGGCUUACGGAGGAUUAAGAGGGGCCGUUGCUUUUUCUUUAGUCAUCAUGCUCAAAGAAGAUGAUGUUCCAAAUAAAAAGUUAUUUGUUACUGCCACGUUAUUCAUUAUCCUUUUUACAGUUUGCAUUCAGGGUGGAACCAUCAAACCUCUUGUUAGCCUAUUGAAAAUUAGGAGACAGUCGGGAAAAACUACCAGCCUCUUUACUGAAAUUAAUAAUAAGGUGGUGGACAAUAUAACUGUUGGAAUCGAGGAGAUUACUGGUGAUCAUGGUGACAAUACUUGGAUGCAACGGCUUUAUCGCUACAAUAACCAAUACAUAAAAUCGUGGUUGCUAUCAUCAUCGGGGGAUGAUGAUAAACUAACGAGGAUAUACACCAAAAUGGUUUUAGAGGACCACUACGCUCAUCUGUAUGGACCAGCAACAGUAAUCGAAGAGAAUCGUCCGCUUCCUACUUUCAUUGGUUCCGAUUAUUGCGAAAUGGAAAAACUGGAUUUGGGUGAAGAGGAGAACGAAAUGAUGAUAAAAACUGACGAAGACGAGAAGAAACCUCUUAGAAUAGAAGAAGAAUCUUCGGUAGAAAACGCCGCUCCUGCCAACGAUUUAAACAAACGUCGACAUACCGUUAUCAACAUGCUUGCACCUUCUCUGAGACGUAAACAUCCUCAGGAAGACAACACGUCGGAACUCCUUAAGAAAGCGCUAUUGCAUAAUCCUUAUAAUAAGUUUCAUCAAAAAUAUAAUCCGAAUUUAGUGGGAGAAGAGGAUCAGGAAUUAAGCACGCACUUACGAGCUAGAAGAAUUCGCGCUCGUCGUCUGACUUUAGCAGCCCUUCAUUCGUGUUCGGCAACGGAAGAUGAAGACAUUCCAGAAGAACAAACGGAAAAACCUGAAGUUCAACCAAGAGUACAAUCCGAAUUAUAUUCCAGUCCCACAAAUAAAUUGUUAGAGAAAGCGUACAGACGUCGUUCGCUGAUGAGUAGCAAACGUCCCAGAUUGGAAAGAGCAAAGACUAUAUUUGCAGAAACUCAAGCAGAAAACGCGGAAGAGCAACCUUUAGUCAGACAGAAACCCAAAAGUGUUAACUUGGGUACGAUAUCCGAAGAAAAUGGUGACGCGCAACCUUCGGACAUCGUCCAGAGUCAAAGUCAAAAAAGAGUUAGACUUCAGAAGUCUAUCACUAUUGAUACGUCUCCUGAAAAUGACGAGACUACUAUAUAAAUAUUUAGUAUUUGCCUUAUUAAUUAUGCACCCGAAAUCUCCAUAUGUUGCACAAACCGUGCUGUAGUCUGUUGGUCUUUUUUUAUUGCACACAAUAUCCACGAUUUCUUUACUAAAUUACUCUUCCUCUUUCCAUCUAUAGAAUAUGGAAUUUUGAAGACUAUAAUUCCAUAAAUACUACAAAGGAUUUACAUACACUUAAUUCAUAAAACCGACAAGGAUGUGAAUUUUACUAGAUUCUGUACAUUUUUUUCUGUACUGUACUGUAGUAAGGAAUAUCUGCUCUGCAUUCCAGUUACCGGAACAAGACUUGCAAACCAUUCUUACAACAAUUGUAGCAUUGGUGUGUGAAUAAAUUGUUUGGGAAGUCUUUUAUUGCUAACUAGAGUGCAGUUGAGGUGUCUGUUACCGCACCAGAGUGCAGUUCCCCGGUGUCUGUUACCGCACCAGAGUGCAGUUUGAGGUGUAUGUUACCGCACCAGGGUGCAGUUUGAGGUGUCUGUUACCGCACCAGAGUGCAGUUGAGGUGUCUGUUACCGCACCAGAGUGCAGUUGAGGUGUCUGUUACCGCACUAGAGUACAGAAAGAAGAGUUGGUUCUCCACUAAUUUACAAGAAUUGUGAAUGCCCUUCUCUGUAAAUCACUCUAUUCUAAAGUACUAUAUGAUAAUCGUAACCUCUUACGAGCUUUGUGAUAAUGAGACGUACUAAUUAAUAAUUUUGAAGUAAAUUAGGAUAUAUUUUCUCUAAACUGAUAUCUAAACUAUUUUAGAAUACCUCGUAUUCAAAAUAAAAAGAGAACUAAAUUUAUGAAUAACAGAAUUUUUCUCACUCUAACUAAAGGGGAUAAUUAUUAACAAAUAUUUUUAAUAUUGUACAGUACUACUAUAAAAAAAGAUGCUUCCAGAAGUGUUUUAGAGUACAGAACUGAUUAUAGAAUCACAGCUGUAUCUAGAACAGAACGUGACGUUGUACCACGGGUGCUAGAACUUUAAAUAAAGGGAAAAUUCAUCGUGCACAACACUGACACUAGAAGCUUGUCUCUGAUUUAUGCUGCAAAACGAAUAUAUUUGAAGGUGAACAUAAUUGUUGCAAUAUUUUUUACGUUUGAAUAAGACUAAUACACUAUGAGAAAUAUAUAUAUAAUGUUUACCGUGAAUAAUUUUGGCAUAUUCGUGCAUUUUUUAUACUUGUUGUUUAUAAAAGUGAAGUGCUCGACGAGUAGAAUAUAUAAA